Spirodela intermedia is the source of this 2238-nucleotide messenger RNA. The record is from the annotation of a GenBank genome assembly. NCBI's taxonomy places the organism in Eukaryota, Viridiplantae, Streptophyta, Magnoliopsida, Alismatales, Araceae.
AUGAUCUGCUCCCGUGGGGGGUUCCCCCAACUGCAGCACCUCGUACUUGAUUCACUGGAGAAUUUAAAGAGGUGGGUAGCUGUUGCGGGGACUAUGCCCCGCCUGAGGAGCUUGAAGAUUUACGGAUGCAGAAAGUUGGCCCUGCUUCCGGAAGGGUUGCAACACAUGACUGCUUUGAAGGACCUCACUCUGCGUUAUAUGCCCCCUGAAUUCUGUUCUAGAGCUCGGAAUGGGGGAGAGGACUGGCCCAAAGUCCGGCACAUACCUUCAAUCAUCAUUGAAGCCAUUGGAGGAUCCUUCUUAAUCCCGGAGGAUGGAUGCACUGUGCGAAGUAUGUAAGCAUAAUAUGAGAAGGGAGGAAGGGUGGUUCCGGGAGGCGGAAGAGGGGGGGUGAGCCACGAAGGUCUUUUAAUCUUCGUCAUCGUCUUUGAUGCACUUUCGCUUUUGUCCUGUGAGGAGGGAGGGGGCUCGUUUUCCCCCUUCGAGUCCUUUCUGUUGUUCUUUCUUCUUUUUGCGAACCUUCCCAUGAUUAUAUUCUCCGAGCUGAUGUAAGAUUAAGCUCUGACUGCGGCUUCUUCAGUCCAGUUGAUUCGUCCACUCCGCUUGUAUCAUGUGGUAGCUGUUCCUCGCCAUGCUUGUGCAUAUAGCGAUGAUUUUAAGGUCACUACGAGGCCCAGAACAAUAGAACGGGCAACAAACAGACUGCUAACAUUAGCUGGCCUCUGUUGGAAGCUCGCGAUAAUGGGAUUUGAUCUCGAGUUAGGGUUUUAGGGUUUAUCCAAUCUGUGAAAAUGCAAGGCAGCAGUCGUGGAACUGUUAGUCUCUUGAAUACCGUCUUUAGUUUCUACGCGUACGCAUUUAAUGUGAGCCUUUGUUUGAUCAAUGGUGGGGCCCCGCCAUAUCUGCUAACCUCCCUCCCCACCGUCUUAGUCGCAUUCAAACCACUCCUCAAUCCGAAUUGUCGGGGGCUUGUGAUCGUAGUUGGGGAGGAUUGUCAACGUCCGUUCCGUUGGCUCGCGAGCUCAUUUAAGUAAUUCAGACCAGGUGGUUCUCCGUCUCGUCCUCCCUCGCCACGGUAGAAAGAUAACGCAACAUGUGGACCCCGCGGGCCCAUGUUUUCCUACGUGUUCCUCGGUUCACGUGAACACUGGACCCCGCCGAUCGCUAUUUUAUACGGAUCGCUUGACUACUGGGCCGGGCCCAUUAAGGCGGGCGGCGUACGCGACGGGGCACAUAAGAAAAAGAACACGAAGGGAUAACACACUUCGCGACGGCGAACACACAGGAACUUUCGUUUAAAUCCGUCGCAAACAUUUAUAGUUACAUCUGUACCAAGUAUAUGAUUGGAAGGGGGUAGCUGCCAUGCAGCUAUCGGGUUCUCUAAGAAGAAUAGUGACGUGACGCAGGCACGGGGAGCUGGGACUAGAGAAGGAGGGGGGGGUGUGGCGGUGACCAACGGAGGAGACGGCGGCUGGUGGCGGCGGCGGGAAGUGAACCGGAACUGUCGGCCUGCGCCGCUCGCUGAUCGCCGCCGUACGGUCCAUUGGGAUGGUCAGGAGGAAGAGCAAUUGAACGGACCGAGGCCCACUGGGGCAGCGGCCGGCAUGCGGGAAGCCCGCCGGAGGUGGGUGGGUCUCCGCUCUUGUUCAGACCGCAACCGUGUAUCAUCCUUCGGUUGGACACGGAAGACGGUGCAUCUUUCCCUGCUUCGGCGGAAGGCACGGCUUCACAAUGAAGCUGUCUGGUGAAGGCCAUUUAGGCCCAAGGCCCAUUUCUCAACCGAGCCGAUUCCUUCUCGAUUUCUCCACUGGGGCAUUCCAGAAAAUGGAUCGAUCACUAACGAUCGGUGCGCCUUGAGAUCGGAACCAGUAGUGGUCAACCCAUUGACCUGAUUUGGAUUACAAGUUAUGAAUAACAUAACUGAACAGCAGACCACAUAAAUACCCAUGCUGGCUGUCAGAUGAACUGUGUGGUACCAAAGAACAUGUAGGAUCUCUAAUCUAAAAACUUUAUGCGUUCCUAUGUGAACUAAACUCAUUUUACUUGUCUAAUAAAAUAUUUAUUUAAUAUAUUAUUGGGGAUAAAUCAUUCAUUUAUUUAUUUUACAAAUUAAGUUGAUCAACUCACGUUAUGAAUCUCAAACUAACCGAUAGGUUUAUCAUUCACAAGACUCAGAAAUAAUUGCGAAAAUUUGAUUUAUCUUGCAUGUAUAUAAUCAGGAUGACAACUAAACCAUAA